Messenger RNA from Ziziphus jujuba (common jujube), 2313 nucleotides. RefSeq names its product putative pentatricopeptide repeat-containing protein At4g17915. Bases 135 to 1628 code for a protein of 497 amino acids. The transcript has 5 exons. NCBI's taxonomy places the organism in Eukaryota, Viridiplantae, Streptophyta, Magnoliopsida, Rosales, Rhamnaceae. Gene Ontology annotation, molecular function: protein binding. The record is from RefSeq and is a predicted model, not a curated record.
UAAUUUGCUUUGGUGUGGUUCUUCAACUGGAAAAUGUUAGCAAAAACUAUUUAGCCUGUCUUUAGAAUGUUUUGAAGUUCUUUUUUUUUUUUUUUUGUUUUCUCGAAAGUAAUCGAACAAGCACAAAACCUCAUAUGCAUUUGGGCGGCCACCGGACGGACGGUAGCAGCCGGAAACGAUUUCCAUUUCUUUCACGGCUGCUCAGGUUUGUAUUUAUCGGGAAGCUGUCGCAGGUGAUGUAUAUAAGGGUUAAAAAGCUAUCAACAAGAUUGUUGAACAUAUGUGUAGCAUCUUUAUGCAAGGCCAAGCAAUUGGGGAAAGCUGAAGCAGUUAUUGUUGAUGGUGUAAGAUUGGGGAUACUUCCAGAUGUGGUCACUUACAAUACUUUGAUUGAUGCUUAUUGUCGGUUUGUCGGAUUAGAUGCAGCUUAUUCUAUACUUUAUAGAAUGAAAGAAGCUGGCAUAAGUCCAGAUGUUAUUACUUACAAUUCUUUGAUGGCUGGAGCCACAAGGAAAAGAUUAUUAAAACAGUCCUUGGACCUGUUUGACUAUAUGCUUCGGGAAGGUAUUUGUCCAGAUAUUUGGAGCUUUAAUAUUCGGAUGCAUUGUUUAUUUAAAUUAGGUAAACCAGAUGAAGCCUAUAAGAUUUUCCAUGAUAUUAUAAAUAGUCAUCUUUCUCCUCUUCCUUCUCAUCCUCCUCUUGCAGCGACAUUCAACAUCAUGAUUAAUGGUCUUUGUAAAAAUGGGUAUGUUGACAAUGCCUUUGGGUUGUUUAGGAAUGUAUGUCAUGCAUUUGUUCCCCGAUUGAUGACAUACAAUAUUCUUAUCGAUGGGCUUUGCAAGGCAGGCAGAUUGCAUACGGCAAGGGGAAUUAUCAAGGAGCUUCAGGAAUCAGGCCCCGAGCCGAAUGCCAUAACAUACAAUAUAAUGUUGAAAUUCUACUUUAGGUCCAAGCAAUAUGACCAAGGGCUUCAGCUCAUGUCAGAAAUAAGGAGCAAAGGAUUCACCUUUGAUGGUUUUGCAUAUUGCACUGUCAUGAGUGCUUUGAUUAAGACAGGUAGGAUUAAAGAGGCAAAUGCUUGUGCGGAGCAGAUGAUGAAUAAUGGCAUUGAACUUGAUUUAGUGUCUUAUAACACUUUAAUGUAUCUAUAUUGUAAAGAAUGUAACUUUGGCGCUGCUUUCAAGUUGUUGGAUGAGAUACAGAAAGGAGGUUUGGAAUGCGAUCAAUAUACGCACACAAUUUUAAUCAGUGGAUUGUGCAAGGCCGGUCAUAUUGUUGAGGCUCAACAACAUUUCAAUAAGAUGAAUAGCUUGGGCUUUUCAAACUUGGCUGCAUUGAACUGCUUGAUUGAUGGCUUGUGUAAACAUGGUCGGAUUGAUCAGGCAAUGGAAUUGUUUGAAGCAAUGGAGAUCAAGGAUUCUAUUACAUAUACCUCCUUGGUGCAUAAUCUUUGCAAGGCAAGAAGGUUUCUCUGUGCAUCCAAGCUCAUGUUAACUUGUUUUAGAGGUGGUAUGAGAGUACUAAGGUGUACACAACGGGCUGUCCUUGAUGGCCUUCGUAAUUCAGGGUUUAGAAAUGAAGCUAGAAAGCUUCAGUCAAAAAUCCAGUUGGCUCGGAUGUUAAAUUAAUGAUUUGGAUAUGGUUUAAGGUCUAAGGGAUGCAACUGACAUACUAUAAAGAUUCAUUCCACUAAGACUGGGGCCAUGGUCUUCAUCGUGUAAAGGCAUCCUGCUGUAAAUUUCAGUAGUUUGAGUUAAUGUCUUAUGGCACCAAAACACAAAUUACUACUGAUUAGUAGUUAUGCUGAAGCCGUGAAGUGGAAGGUUCAAGGUUUAUAAAUUUGUAUGAUUGUGAAUUCUCUAAUGUUCUUGAAAAGUACCAAAAAAGGAGAGAUGGAGGAUGUUGUUGGGAGUACGGUACUCAAAACUCUUUUUGAGAGGGAAAACUGUCUAUUACAGCUUAGUUCAAAUGCACUGGGAGUGAUCUUUACCAACAAGAGACACAACCAGGAGCACCACUUAAGAACCCUAAAUGGCACAUUGUGAUGAAGCAGAGGAAAUUAGAAGGUUUGCUUAGAAGGAAGUUAUUAUGCUAGUAAUAAAAUCUGAAAAGUGUGGUAUCCUGAUAAUCUUUCAUGUCAUUUUCUGGAAUGUCUCCCCAACCCAAAAAGACGAUGGUUCCAAUUCAACUAAGAGAUGAGAGGAUGGGCCCCAUUUUCUAGUCAAGUAUUAGUUAUUAGAUGAAAAUGUGCCAUAGUAUUAUCUCAUAGUGUAAUUACUCUCUUCUUUUACAUGAUCCAACUUUUGCAUGCUA